AUGGAAGGCUUCCUGGUCUCCAAGACCCUGUUUACAGUGUGUGAGAUGGGUUUAUUUGAUCUGCUGGCCUCGUCACGGCGCCCCCUGUCUCUAGAGGAGGUAGUGCAGGUAAUCAGGGCCAGCCUGAGCGGUACUGAGAAGCUGUAUCUGACCCGGUCCAUCCACUACAGCUCCAAGACUAUCUACCUCUGCUGGCACUACCUGAUUGAUGCUGUGAGGGAAGGCAGUAACCAGUAUGAGAAGGCAUUUGGUGUCAAAGUUGAUGAUUUGUUUGAAGCCAUGUACAGACACUGUUUGGGUUGUAUAGGUUACCGUGACAACACGAUCACCUGGUUUACCCUCUCCGGUGCCAAGGCUGUUUAUUCAUGUGAUUAUAAUACUUUGAUCCUAUAUUACCCAUCACUGCAUCUAUCUCUCUCUUUAGGUUGUAGUGGAGCCCUAGCCAAGAAAUGUGUUGACGUACCCAGAAUGCAGUUGACGAUCUUUGAAAUCCAGAGAACACUUUGUUACCGGCGACAACCAGACGAUCAGCUUCCAAUAAGUUCCACAAAGAGAGAAAGCCAAUCAAUGACCUCAGACAAAGCGAUGGGAGGAGCCCGUAACAAGUUCUAUCCCAAGUUAUCUUUGCCAUUGACUGACAGCAUUGUAUGUAUAGUGGACUUUUUCAAAGAUGAGUUGCUAGAAGCUGACCUCUACAUUCUGGCGAGAAUCCUUCAUGACUGGACGGACACACAGCAUAGAACUACUGAGAAGUCUACAGGGCCUGCAAACCAACUAUACACACCCUCCUCCAUCCCCCUCUCUCUCCUUCAGUCAUUCUCUCUGAUGAGAAAGAUCAGAUGCGAUUUGACUCUCCUUACUCUUCCGCACCCCCCUUCUUCGCCUUGGGUGACUGUGUCAACAAAAGCAUCCUGUCAGACAAGCCCACAAAUACAUACAUACACACACACACACACACAUACACACACACACGCACGCAUGCACACACGCACACAAUCUCUGGCCUUUGAGAGCUCUGCUGUAGCCAUAAGCUUGCUACAUAACACAAACACACUCACACACUUGCAAGUACAUAACACACACACACACACACACACAUUCUGCAUAACAAUGAAGAUAUUGUUUAACCUUCAGCUCAACCUUCUGCUAGAAACAAACAGCAAGCAGCAGUCUGGGUAUGACAACUGUCAUGACUGACCAUGAGAAUCCAAAAAGGUCAGAUCAGGUUUGCAAUUAAUCAUUUCAAUCAGACCCCCUCUUAACUGUAGAGGGGGAAGGAAAGAACUAGUGGGGAUUAACAACUCACGUCCUGUUGUAAAUUAAUAACCUGUUACAGCUCCCCCCCUACUUUGUGCAAUUUCCGCCUGAAGACAUACCCAAAUCUAACAGCCUGUAGCUC
Oncorhynchus mykiss (rainbow trout) is the source of this 1399-nucleotide messenger RNA. NCBI's taxonomy places the organism in Eukaryota, Metazoa, Chordata, Actinopteri, Salmoniformes, Salmonidae. The record is from RefSeq and is a predicted model, not a curated record.